UUGUCAGUAGAGUAGGCUGCUACCUAAAACGUCACCGAUUACGCUAAUUCAAAACAAAUAUAUGUGCUACAGCGAAAAAACUAAACAAAAAAAAAACGCCACUCUCGCCGACUCCUAUUUAACAAUACGACGUAUUUUGCUCCUGACGAACGUUAGACCGAAGAGAAAGUGGUCGAGCAGUGAAAAUCUUGUCGUGAUUUUGUACUCUUUGUUGGAUGUGCGCUGUGUAUGACAACCGAGCAGCCCGUCGCAACAACAGCAGCAGCAGCAGUGUAUUUAUCAUCGCAGCAGCCGAGGGGAGCGAAAGGAACAGGAGGAAGGAGAAAGAAAGGAUUUGCGGACACCGACCAAGCAUGGCUACGCAAACGACAGCAUCAUGCACUGGAUCUACUCUUUUGCAGCCAAUCAGCGAAAUUAUCAAUCUCCCUGUUGACCAGGUUAACUUUGUGGCAUGUCAGUUAUUUGCCCUGCUGAUGGCUGUGUGGUUUCGGAUCUACCUCCAUCCUAGUAAGACCAGUCCUUUCAUCAGACAUGUGGUGGCCACUCUGCUGGGCUUCUACUUAGCUCUCUUCUGCUUUGGCUGGUAUUCCCUCCAUUUCCUGGUGCAGAGUGGUCUGUCCUACAGUGUGAUGGUCUUUGCUGGCCUGGAGCACAUGCACAAGUACUGCUUCAUUGUGACGCUUGGCUACCUGCUAUUAUGUCAGAUCACACGAGUCUAUGUGUUUGACUAUGGCAUGUACUCUGCAGAUUUUACUGGGCCCAUGAUGGUUAUAACACAGAAGAUUACCAGCUUGGCGUUUGAAAUACAUGACGGUUUGACCAAGCGGGAGGGGCAGCUGACUCCCAGUCAGAAAUACCUAGCUAUCAGUCGGAUGCCCAGCUUACUGGAGUACUUGAGCUACAACUGUAACUUCAUGGGCAUCUUGGCAGGGCCCACCUGCUCUUACAACGACUACAUGGCUUUCAUCGAAGGCACUUGCUACCAGCCACGCCACCAGGAGAACGCCAACGGCAAAGAGAACGGGAAGUACAAGCAGAGCGAACCCUCACCCAAGAAUGACGUCAUUGCCAAGCUGUGUACAUGUGCCAUCUCGCUGGCCAUCUAUCUGUCGCUGUGCCAGCUGCUCCCAGUGGAGCACUCCAUAGACGAUGACUUUGUCAGCUCCACACCCUUUCACCUUCAGGUCAUCUACCUUUACCUGGCAAUGUUAGCUCUGAGGCCAAAGUACUACUUUGUCUGGACACUUGCUGAUGCUAUCAACAACGCUGCCGGAUUUGGCUUCAAUGGAUACAACAAAGAUGGCUCCCCACGGUGGGACCUGAUAUCAAAUCUCAGAAUUCUGGACAUUGAGUUCGCCACCAGUUUCAAGAUGUUCUUAGACAACUGGAAUAUCCAGACAGCUCUCUGGCUCAAAAGGGUGUGCUAUGAGCGCUGUCACAUCAACCCCAUGGCUGCCACCUUCCUGCUGUCGGCCCUGUGGCACGGGGUGUACCCCGGCUACUACCUGACCUUUCUCACUGGCAUUGCCAUGACCAUGGCCGCACGUGCAGUAAGGCACAACAUCAGACCAUACUUCCUGGUCUCAGACUCGUAUAAGCGCAUCUAUCAUAUCAUCACGUGGGCAUGGACUCAGGUCGCCAUCAGCUACACAGUGGCGCCAUUUGUCCUACUCGCUGUGGGACCCUCACUCAAAUUCUACAGGUCCUGGUACUAUUGCUUACAUCUCCUCUGCCUCCUGGUGGUACUGGCCCUACCUGUCAAAUCGAGACGCCGGCAGGCCAAAGAGCAAGAGGACGGCACACAGAAGGACAGCCUACAGGACAACCAGACAGACCACAACAACAGCACAGACAACAACUGCAACAAGAAAGACAAAGCCACAUGAGGCUCGGGACAGCGGGCAGCAGCAGAAACACUGAGACAAACUAGAAACCACUCAGAGCUGGAGUGUGGCGAGUCUGUUUACCUGACAAAGAACCAAAUAUCGGACGCUCUGAGAAUCCUAACAGACAGACAACACAAAUCAAUUUUCUGUCAAAACUUCCAGUAGCAAGGAUGACAGCAAUCACAGUUUCUGACAUGGAUAAGAGACCAGGAUGUAACAAUGGCCACGGGGUAAACUUAUGAGAGAUAGUGGUUACUUUACAUUACAUUAGUGGAAAUGAAGACUUCAAAGCUGCCUUAAACCCUCUAUGUACUCAGCUAGUGAAAUAAUAGUUGGGUGGCACGCUGCAAGAACCUAAAUGUAGUUUCACCAUUGUGGUGCCAGGUUAAAUACAAACAGAUUAGAAGUGCAGUAUGUGGAGGGUUUUUGUCAUUCUCUGGUUAAAAACCUCUGUUAGGUGGAAAUGGAAAAUGUGUUCAUGUAAAAGAAACAUAACCUUUAUCAUCAGCUGCCAAUUUCAAACAGGCCUUAGGAUCCUCAGAACAUUGUUUGAUUUCUAUGUCUUUUUUAAAAUCUUUAUUGGAGAAGAAUUCACAUUGUACAUUUUUUGUAUUUAGAUGUUCUUGAAAACACUAUUUCAAAUCCAUUCUUAAUGUUUUUUGUUUGUUUGUUUUUUUCCUGGGAUGAAUUCACCGACAUAGAGAGUCCCAAAGUGGAAUUCAGAUCUCGUCCGUCUCCAGCAGUGGAAAGUCUAAAAGAGGCACUAAAGUGUUAUUAAAUGGAUUUCUUUUUCUUUUAAUAUUUUUCAUAUCUGCUGCUUUUUUGACAAACAUGACUCAUCAGAAAAAUGUGUAUGUUUAAAGGGAGUUAAUUUACCCUGUUUUGAAUUAUGAAAAUGAAAGAUUUUUUAAGGAUUUCUGACCUGGUUUCACAGGGGUGGCAUUUUGUUUUAGCCCUUCUUUUUUUUUUUUUUUUUUUACACAACAGGUUUCCCUGUGUUUAAAUGUUUUGCCUCUGUAAUACAAGUAUCCAAAACUAUUUAAUUAAUACAAGUCCUAAGUAAUGAAAUUGUAUAAUUGGGAAAACACAGUGGAUUGUUACCAUCAGUGUUGAACACUCGUACAGUUUAAUUCAUUGUCUUAAAUCCUACAAAUAUAAUGUAAAUGUAGUCAGAUUACCACAGUCCCUGAAGACUGAUGUAACUGUCAAAAGAUUCUGUAGCCAUAAUUAUUACAAGCCAAUCAAAAUGUAAAAAAAAAAAAAGUUUCCAAAUUGUUGCACAGUGCAUUAAAGCACAUAUUGUGUUCAAGCUGCAAACUAUGUAUGUGUGCAAUUAGCAUGUGUCUGCGAGGAAAUCUGAUUGGGUUAUUUAUGUAUGUGACAUAAUAAUGUAGAAAAUUCACAGACAUAGACCAGCUGUUGUGGUAAAUGGUCUUAUUUCAUAUUGUGUGAACUUAUGUUAGAAUAGGAGAUGUUUAAAGGUGCAUUUACUGUAGGUUGAAGGAGACACUGGUUCCUCAUGUUGUUUUGGUUUGCACCUUAAGCCUUUCAAAUCAUCCAGUUAACUCUUUAUAACAUGCAGCAGUUCAAACAGCCACCCCUGUGAUACAAGUAUGUAUCAUUAGACAUGUUUAAGGACUUGAAGAAAUGUGGUAACCUGAAAGGCAACCUCACUGUUGUUUAGACAGUCAAAAGUCACAUUUUUACGUAUCUAUUAGAGCAGGAAAUAGUCUGGGAAUUUCAAGCCCACAAUAUCAUAAACGCUUUGAAGUCGUACUUUUUCUUUUCUUCUAAUUGUCAGUAAUUUGAGUUGGUUUGGUGCAUUUGUGUUAGGUAAAAUAAUAACAAAGAAGCAGAGGUGAGCUUUUUUUAUUUCUUUUUAAGAUUUUCUAACAUUUGCAUAUUCCUGCCAUAACUGUGUGUGUACAAGUAUUCAUGCGAUCUGUACAUGUUGAUGUGGUCUCAACUAUAUUUGUAGCCUGGGCCCUGUGUAGGCGAGUGUGGCCCACCUAAGGGAAAGAGAUGUCAUUCUACAAACAUAGCGAUUAUUGCGCUGCAUGGCCACCCAAACCAGCAGAUCAAUGCAAAACGGCUCCACAUGUCCAAAGUGCCAAAUUCAUGAAUGGCGCAUUUUUGUUUUGUGUGUGUGUGUGUGUGUGUGUGUGUGUGUGUGUGUGUGUGUGUGUGUGUGUGUGUGUGUGUGUGUGUGUGUGUGUGUGUGUGUGUGUGUGUGUGUGUGUGUGUGUGUGUGUGUGUGUGUGUGUGUGUGUGGGGUGUGCACGUGUGCAAAUGUGUCCAUGUAGUAUGUGUGUGUGCGCCUGUGUAACAUAACGGUUAUUUUUCUGUCAGAAGGAAAUUUAUUGAAAGAUUUGUAUAACAGUACAAUAAAAUUCUGAUUUAUGUGGCAAAAUAAAGAGAAAUUAUUUUUAAACACUAAAA
Molecule: messenger RNA, 4325 nt
Organism: Perca fluviatilis (European perch)
Lineage: Eukaryota; Metazoa; Chordata; Actinopteri; Perciformes; Percidae
Gene: mboat2a
Product: membrane bound O-acyltransferase domain containing 2a
Exons: 13
Coding region: 216-1886 (556 amino acids)
Biological process (GO): lipid modification
Cellular component (GO): membrane
Molecular function (GO): acyltransferase activity
Source: RefSeq, a predicted model, not a curated record